AUCUAGAAACAGGUAUCUAUUAUCUGAUUAUCGGGGAGGGGACAACUCGUGAUUGUUUCGGUGGACUUCUGCCACAAUCUUCAAUAUGUCCUUUGUGGGCAGCCCUUUUACCAACUACGACCGCACGGCCCAGACAUCAGGAGUACCUCCGAUGUCUAGUGUGCACAAGCAAGAAAUUGAGGAGGAGAAGGGGACAUCGGCAUCGCGUCAUGAUGUCGAAAAGGCGCUUACAGCAGACUCGAGCAUUGCGACUCAGGUCGAAGAUGAUUCCGAGCUGGAGCGACGCGAGUCUAUAGUACAUAACCUCGCUCGCAGAUAUACUACCCAAUCGAAUGCUACUGGAGUCGCCGGGAACAACCCUUAUCUAGACAGCUCCGAGGAUUCGCCUACCAAUCCUCACUCGGCUCAUUUCAAUGCGCGCGCGUGGGCCAAGGCCAUCGUUCGGAUGGCUGACCACGAGGGCAUGCAGUUUCGGACUGCGGGUGUUGCUUUCCAGAACCUCAACGUUCACGGUUUUGGAGCCGCGACGGAUUACCAAAAGGACGUCGCUAAUAUCUGGUUAGAAGGGCUGGGACUUGUUCGCAAAGCCCUGGGUAGAGGCCAGACGAAAAUCGACAUUCUACGUAACUUCGACGGCGUCGUUCAAAAGGGGGAGAUGCUGGUUGUGCUUGGACCUCCGGGUUCAGGUUGUUCGACGUUCCUCAAGACCAUUGCCGGCGAGACUAACGGUAUCUAUGUCGGAGAAGGCUCGUACUUCAACUAUCAAGGACUGACCUCCGAGGAGAUGCAUAAACAUCACCGCGGAGAAGCCAUCUACACGGCAGAAGUCGACGUUCACUUCCCAAUGUUGACCGUCGGCGAUACUUUGACGUUCGCAGCCUCGGCUCGUGCUCCGCGCCACCUCCCUCCCGGUGUUGAUAAGACUACCUACUGCAACCACUUAAGGGACGUCACCAUGGCCAUGUUUGGUAUCUCGCAUACCGUAAACACUCGUGUUGGUAACGAGUAUGUGCGUGGUGUAUCCGGAGGCGAACGUAAGCGUGUCACUAUCUCCGAAGCUGCACUUAGCCGAGCGCCGUUACAAUGCUGGGAUAACAGUACCCGAGGUUUGGAUAGCGCCAACGCCGUGGAGUUUUGUAAGACGCUCCGGACGCAGACGGAAUUAUUCGGAACUACUGCCUGCGUCUCCAUCUACCAGGCACCCCAAAACGCAUACGACUUCUUUGAUAAGGCUCUUGUCUUAUACGAAGGUCGACAGAUCUUCUUUGGUCGGGCAGACGAGGCUAAGCAGUACUUCAUCGACCUAGGCUUCGAGUGCCCCGCCCGACAAACGACCCCCGACUUUUUAACCUCGAUGACUAGCUCGAUAGAACGUGUUGUCCGACCCGGAUUUGAGGGUAGAGCUCCGCGAACACCGGACGAAUUUGCCACGGCCUGGAAGAACAGCGCCGCGUAUCAAGCCUUACAAGUCGAAAUCGAGCAGUAUAAGCAGGAACGCCCCCUGAACGGCCCGGACGCGGAAGCUUUUCGUGCUUCGAAGAGGGCCCAACAGGCUGCGGGUCAACGAUCCAAAUCUCCGUACACCAUGUCCUUCUCACAACAAAUCAUGCUGUGUCUAUGGCGUGGCUGGCAACGUCUCACUGGUGACCCUAGUCUAACACUCGGAUCGCUCAUUGGUAAUUUCGUCAUGGCCCUGAUCAUUGGUAGUGUGUUCUACAAUAUGCAACCGAGUACCUCGAGCUUCUAUCAACGUGGCGCUCUUCUGUUCUUUGCCUGUCUCAUGAAUGCUUUCUCAAGCGCCUUGGAGAUUCUUACACUGUAUGCGCAACGUCCCAUCGUUGAAAAACACAAUCGUUACGCUCUGUAUCAUCCCUCGGCGGAAGCUGUCGCCUCUAUGCUUGUCGAUAUGCCUUACAAGAUUGCCAACACUCUUGUCUUCAAUUUGACUCUGUACUUCAUCACCAACUUAAGACGUGAGCCAGGACCUUUCUUCUUCUACUUACUCGUCAUGUUCUUUACGGUCAUGACGAUGAGUAUGAUUUUCCGUUCGAUCGGUUCGGCGUCGCGUACUCUAUCGCAAGCUAUGGUGCCGGCCGCGUUGUUGAUUCUCGACCUCGUUCUUUUCACCGGUUUCGUUAUCCCUAUCGACUACAUGCUCGGUUGGUGCCGGUGGCUUAACUACCUGGAUCCCUUAGCAUACGCCUUCGAGACUCUGAUGGUAAACGAAUUCCAUAACCGCGAAUUUACAUGUGAUCAAUACGUACCAAAUCCCCUAGUCCCAGGCUACGCUGAUGUCGAAGCGAUCAAUCAUGCUUGCAGUACGCCUGGUAGUUUGCCUGGACGUUUAACCGUCAAUGGUGACGCGUAUUUAAGCUCGUCAUUCCUAUACUAUAGUUCACACCGUUGGCGGAACUUUGGUAUUUUGAUCGGUUUCAUGUUUUUCUUCCUUUUCAUCUAUAUGGUCGCUGCCGAACUCGUGUCCGAGAAGAAGUCGAAAGGUGAAGUGCUGGUUUUCCGACUUGGUCACAAGCCCGCCCAAUUCAAGGACAGGAAGGGCGAUGUUGAGGAAGGCGAAGGUCCUCGUGUUGGUCCCAUCGCAACGAACGCAAGCCGUGCCAACGGCCCCGCCGAGAAGGGUGGUGCCCUACAGGAACAAUCUAGCGUCUUCCACUGGAAGGAUGUCUGCUAUGAUAUCAAGAUUAAGGGAGAACCGAGGCGGAUUCUGGAUCAUGUCGACGGCUGGGUGAAACCUGGUACUCUGACCGCGCUAAUGGGUGUCUCGGGUGCUGGGAAAACAACCCUCCUUGAUACCUUGGCUGAUCGUAUCACUAUGGGUGUUAUAACUGGCGAUAUGUUGGUUGAUGGUCAUCCUCGUGACCAUUCGUUUCAAAGGAAGACGGGUUAUGUUCAACAGCAAGAUCUUCACCUGUCAACUACCACCGUCCGCGAGGCUCUUAACUUCUCUGCUCUCCUUCGCCAGCCUGCUGAAGUUCCGCGCGCUGAGAAGCUUGCCUAUGUUGACGAAGUGAUUAAGCUUUUGGAUAUGGAAGAGUACGCAGAUGCGGUUGUCGGUGUCUUAGGCGAGGGUCUCAACGUCGAACAGCGUAAACGUCUCACGAUCGGUGUUGAGCUCGCUGCUAAGCCUCCUCUAUUGCUAUUUGUCGACGAACCUACCUCUGGUCUUGAUUCUCAAACCUCGUGGGCUAUUUUGGAUCUUCUUGAGAAACUCACUAAGAGUGGACAAGCUAUUCUUUGCACCAUUCAUCAACCCUCAGCCAUGUUAUUCCAGCGUUUUGACCGUCUGCUCUUCCUUGCCAAGGGCGGAAGGACUGUCUACUUUGGUGAGAUCGGAGAGAACUCCAAGACUCUAACCAACUAUUUUGAACGUAACGGCGCUCCAGCUUGCCCCGCAGAUGCAAACCCUGCGGAAUGGAUGCUCGACGCCAUCGGUGCUGCUCCAGGUAGUGAGACCAAUGUGGACUGGUUCGACACGUGGCGCAACAGUCCCGAAUAUAAAGAUGUGCAGGCCGAGCUUCAAAGACUCGAGGAUGGAGCACAGCAUAUCUCAACGCCUGCCGAAGAUCCGGAAUCCUAUCGUGAGCAUGCCGCCAGCUUUGGUACUCAGCUGCGGGAGGUUACAUACCGUGUAUUCCAGCAAUACUGGCGAACCCCGUCGUAUAUCUACUCCAAGGCAAUUCUCUGUAUCCUCAUAGCACUAUUCAUUGGCUUCGUCUUCUUCAAUGCUCCCAACACAAUCCAAGGUCUUCAAAACCAGAUGUUCGCCAUCUUCAACAUUUUGACCAUCUUCGGUCAGCUUGUUCAGCAGACAAUGCCCCAUUUCGUUAUUCAAAGAUCCCUUUACGAGGUGCGCGAGCGUCCGUCCAAAGUUUACGGCUGGAAGAUCUUCAUGCUGUCGCAGAUCAUCGUCGAGCUUCCUUGGAAUACGCUUAUGGCUGUCUUGAUGUUCGUCUGCUGGUACUACCCUAUCGGACUUUACAGAAACGCUAUGGAUGCCGGCCAAACCACCGAACGCGGUGCUUUGAUGUUCCUGCUCUUGUGGGCCUUCCUUAUAUUCACUUCGACAUUCACCGAUAUGAUCAUCGCUGGUUUUGAAACGGCCGAGGGUGGUGGUAACAUUGCCAACCUGAUGUUCAGUUUGUGCUUGAUCUUCUGUGGUGUCCUUGCUAGUCCCGAUACCUUCCCUCGCUUCUGGAUUUUCAUGUACCGCGUCAGUCCGUUCUCCUAUCUGGUAUCGGCCAUGUUAACAACGGCGGUGGCAAAUACUAAGGUGCAAUGUGCCGCCAAUGAAUACGUACACUUCGACCCUCUUCCUGACCAAACUUGUGGCCAAUACCUGCAAAACUACAUCCUUGCGGCUGGCGGCUAUAUCGAAGAGGGUACCGCAGAUCGUACGUCGAACUGUAGUUUCUGCACCGUCUUAGAGACGAACAAAUACUUAGAAAGUGCAAACGCCUACUAUGAGGACCGAUGGCGCAACUUUGGUAUUCUUUGGGCAUACAUUGUGUUCAACAUCUUUGGCGCGCUAUUCGUCUACUGGCUCGCGCGUGUGCCUAAGGGUAAGAAGAAGGAAAAGAAGGCCAAGAAGGAGUAAAUAUUCAGGGACGAGGAAAACGUUCAACCACGGAUGAGUGCAUGGAGAUCAUGUUAUAUGUAUUUUCUUUCGAAUACGUCGGGACUCAUGCCGUAGCAGAUGGACGUCUUUUUUUAUAUCUAUUAUGUUGUAAAUAUGCAUCACGCAAGGCGUUCAUUUUUCAAGGGAGGAAGACCACUAAACUAGAGUAGGACUGAGACCUUCUCUACGACGGCUGUUAAUAUGGUAUGAUAUGGUUAGCAGCAUGAUUUGGUAAUCUAUAGAUAGGACGAACAACCAAUGAAUAAAUAAAUAGAGAGAGCGCUGCGCUCAGUUAGACAUAGCACAAUCUUCCCAUCUUUAAUGGCUCGCCCCUAUAUUAUAUAAAGCAGUGAAUCAUAA
Molecule: messenger RNA, 4993 nt
Organism: Daldinia decipiens
Lineage: Eukaryota; Fungi; Ascomycota; Sordariomycetes; Xylariales; Hypoxylaceae
Product: ABC transporter ABCl1
Exons: 3
Coding region: 86-4612 (1508 amino acids)
Biological process (GO): transmembrane transport
Cellular component (GO): membrane
Molecular function (GO): ATP hydrolysis activity; ATP binding; ABC-type transporter activity
Source: RefSeq, a predicted model, not a curated record